Alternaria incomplexa is the source of this 1557-nucleotide messenger RNA. RefSeq lists its product as uncharacterized. The record is from RefSeq and is a predicted model, not a curated record. The transcript is spliced from 2 exons. Gene Ontology annotation, molecular function: monooxygenase activity; iron ion binding; oxidoreductase activity, acting on paired donors, with incorporation or reduction of molecular oxygen. NCBI's taxonomy places the organism in Eukaryota, Fungi, Ascomycota, Dothideomycetes, Pleosporales, Pleosporaceae. Bases 1 to 1557 code for a protein of 518 amino acids.
AUGGACGACCAUUCGGGCCUUUCCCAGGGCUCCAAGUCAGUUUUCUCACUCGCGAUGGUGGCUUGGCUCGUCCUACUCUGGGUCGGCUAUAGAAUUGCCAUUGCAUUAUACAACAUUUCGCCCUUCCAUCCACUCGCCAAAUUCCCUGGCCCGAAGAUCGCAGCUGCCACCUACCUGUACGAGGCGUACCACGACUGGUGGCUUGGAGGACGCUAUGGAAAAGUCAUCGCCCGCAUGCAUGAGCAAUAUGGACCCAUCGUACGCAUAAACCCAGACGAACUACACUGCUCCGACCCUGCCUUCACGGAUGAGAUCUAUGCCGGUCCUGGACGUCCACGCGACAAGUGGCAGCAUCAAUUGAACACUGGAGGAGCCGGACCUGUUUCGGUAACUGGAUUUUCGACUGUCGACCAUGACCUCCACCGUGCCCGCAAGGCUCCAUUAAGCAAGUUCUUUUCGCGCCAACAGAUGUUGAAGCUCGAAGGCGAAGUGCAUGAAUUUGCCGUAAUGACGGCAGACAAGAUGCUCACCUAUGCCGGCAAGACCGCUUUCGAUGUCAAGGAAGCGUUCAACUGCUAUACUGCCGAUGUCAUCUCUCAGUACGCAUUCGGUGAGCCCAUGGGCUUUGUUGCUCAGGAAGGCUGGGAGCCGAACUUCGCAACCUGGGUCAAGUCGUUCUUCAAGAGUGCGUAUAUGAUGCGCCACAACGCGUUGGGCAGAAAGAUGGCUCAGGUCCUGCCAUUCAUGGCCGAUUACCUCGGUGAAGAUAUCAAGGCUGUCAUGCGUGUCAUGAAUGUGACCAUUCCUCAGUACAUUGGCCAGGCCUUGAAGAACCCCGAGAAUGGACGUGUUUUCGCUGAGGUCAUGGGCAAGAACAAGACCAUGUCAGAGGAGGAGAAGUUCCGCUACAACGGUGAAGGCUUCAACUUCCUGCUUGCGGGCACCGAAACUACUGCUGCUAUUCUUACUGUUUUCACAUACUGGAAUCUCGCAAAGCCGGAGAUUUACCAGAGACUGAUGGCUGAUCUCGCUACCGCUGGUAUCAACACACAGACUGUGAAGUGGGUUGAGCUGGAGAAGGUGCCUUACUUCUGGGCUGUUCUGCAAGAGUGUUUGCGUAUGAUGCCCGGCGUGUCUCAUCGAUCUGCCAGAAUCGCGCGCCAGGAGGACCUGCACUAUGUAUCCGCUGAUGGCAAGUCUGACUGGGUGAUUCCAAGGGGUACACCUAUCGGUAUGACAUCCAUGAUCAACCACUGGAACAGGGAGCUUUUCCCCGACCCUGACGAGUUCCUUCCCGAGCGUUGGCUGUUGGAAGAUGGAUCGCAAAACUAUGCGCUCCAGAAGAAGCUCAUUGCGUUCGGAAAGGGAAGCCGCAGCUGUAUUGGUGAGCAACUGGCGUACUGUGAGCUGUACAUUAUGGGCGCGUACAUGUGCCUCAAUGUUCUUCCGAGGGCGAAGCUUGUGGACACCGUGAAGGAGGACAUUUCGUACGACCACGACUUGAUUGUUGCGCAAACGACCAAGGGUUCCAUCUCGGUGAAGAUCGCGAUCGAGUAG